This is a messenger RNA of Sphaeroforma arctica JP610, 1090 nucleotides long. RefSeq lists its product as hypothetical. The record is from RefSeq and is a predicted model, not a curated record. The transcript has a single exon. Lineage: Eukaryota; Ichthyosporea; Ichthyophonida. The coding region runs from base 192 to 1010 and encodes 272 amino acids.
GUGAACAACACGCGGGAGGUUGCUCAAGUAACAUACAACAUACUCAAAAUAUACGUGCCUGAGCAUCAGUUCAGCGUACUUAGUUUCUUUAGUUGUUUCAGCUGAAGCAAACACACUCUUAGUUUAUAACCACACUCUAGUUACAAAUCUGCUGGGUGUCCAGCGUGCGUACGACUUUUCGCGUCAACAACAUGGCUUUCUCAGGAUUAGCAAUGUUUGCUUCGCGCACAACGUCGAAAGUGUGUUUACGCACAACCGCACGUCCAGCCAUGGCUUCCAUAGAGACAACUUGGAGUUCCAAUGUGGGUAGUAGUAAGUAUGCACACGCACAGUUGUCAGUGAGCAGCCCAUCGCAUACCACGGUUCGUGGUAUGGCGAAGCAAACGAACAAAGUAAUCAAGGACAAGCGUCGCCUGAGACAGAAGAGUCUGAUUGCAUGGGAACGACGUGCGGAUGAGAAGAUCAGAUACAACAAAUACUUUUCCCCGGAGUAUAUUGCGGCCAGGCCAGAAGGGCAGGACUCCAACAUGUGGUAUCUGCUGAUCGAGGAGGAUGAAUCAGGCACCCCCGAGAAUAGCGAGCAGACGCUUGCUAGGCUCAGAAAGAAGGCCAAGAAGAUAGUUUCAGGAAGAAAUGUAGACGAGACGAACGAUCAGGUGCAAGAUGCGAUUGUGAUUGAGCAUCUAGACAAGGUGCUUGAAUCUGACUCUGAUAAAACAGAGACUACAGACACUCCCAAGGGCACUGAAGCCAAGAAAGAACCUGUGAAGGCUGUCAGGAAAGGUGCAGAUUCGAAGAAGGAGGAUCUGGGUGCUAAGAGUACAGAGUCCAAGGAUAAGGCUGCUGCGGGUGUGAGUGCGCGCGAGAAGACACCUGAGACGACCGAGACGGAAGAGCAACGCUUCGAGAGGUACAUGAAGAAGCAGGACGAGUUUGAGGACAAGUAUGAAGAUUACGACGAAGCCAUGGAGCGCUUUGAAAACUGGAAGAAGAAGGACCUGGCUCGAUAAACACUUGGUAGUAUGUUGGUAGGCUUAUUAUCACAUCUGUAUCAGACAAUGCGAGCUUAUAAACUUAUCAUGAGAGAACG